Molecule: messenger RNA, 381 nt
Organism: Rhizopus microsporus ATCC 52813
Lineage: Eukaryota; Fungi; Mucoromycota; Mucoromycetes; Mucorales; Rhizopodaceae
Exons: 3
Coding region: 1-381 (126 amino acids)
Source: RefSeq, a predicted model, not a curated record
AUGUCUGCACCUAAUCAGUAUCCUGAUGAUAUCGACUGGCCCGUCACUAUAUUCUUGAAUAUUAUAUUAAUAUGUUUAGUUGUAGGCAUGUGCUUUCUCUUGAAAAGAGCAAAUAGGCUCAUACCUAAUCGAUUCAGCUUUCCUUUGGUCACAAGACAAGGAGGUAUCCAGUUAGGACAAGACGAAGAACGUGGUCUGAUGAGUGGAUAUAGUGAUGACGAAUACAAUGACGCAGAAGUCAUUGUCGACCAAUAUCACCAUAGAGAUUCGCCGCAAAGAAAUGAAGAGGAUGAACUAGAGGCAAGACUAGCAGAGGACAGAGUUGAGCAUACUCCUACUACUGUUUCACCACCAUUACAAGAAGAAUCAGGACGAUCAUAA